Messenger RNA from Mycosarcoma maydis (corn smut), 540 nucleotides. RefSeq lists its product as uncharacterized. The coding region runs from base 1 to 540 and encodes 179 amino acids. The record is from RefSeq and is a predicted model, not a curated record. The transcript has a single exon. Gene Ontology annotation, cellular component: membrane. Lineage: Eukaryota; Fungi; Basidiomycota; Ustilaginomycetes; Ustilaginales.
AUGUCAUCUGCCAUCUACUCGCUUCCGUUCGCCAAAGACAUCAUUUCGUCGAUCACGGGCGGCAAGGACCCCUUGUACAACCUGUCGUGGGCAGGUGUACCACUCUCUCUGCUGCUCGCCGCCAUCCCUCAUUGGUACACAAUCUAUCUCGCCGAAUCUAACAAGGUGCAGGGCGGAUGGUCCAACGUCAACCCGCGCUUCUGGGUGCAGUCCUUGAUCGCUAAAGGUCAAACCAAGAAAUUGACGCCGCUGGAACUGCAAAUCUUGCGUGGUCAGAGCUGCCAAGCGAAUUCGUUCGAGAACGUGCCGCUGUUCGUAGCGUCGCUGCUCUGGGCCAACUACACUGGGCUGCAAGUGGGUACGAUCAACAACUUUGUGGUCGGAUACUUGGUGAGCAGGGCUAUUUAUACACUGCUCUAUCUGAAGACCACUGGCAAGGCCGAGAGCUUUGCUAGGACAUUGGUGUUCAACUUUGGCAUCGUGUGGAUCAUCACUAUCUGGCUCAAGGGCGCUUGGAAAAUAAGCCCUGUUCUCAAGUAG